AUGCCGUCUGCUGUGAGACCACCACGGACCUUGUACGACAAGGUCUUCGAGGACCACAUUGUCGACGAGAAGGAGGAUGGCACGAUCCUGCUAUACAUUGACAGGCAUCUGGUGCACGAAGUGACGUCGCCACAAGCAUUCGAAGGCCUCCGAAACGCCGGCCGCAGAGUGCGAAGACCGGAUUGCACACUCGCAACCGUAGACCACAACAUCCCCACAGUCUCGCGAAAAUCCCUCACCACAACCGAGAAAUUCAUCGACGAGGCCGACUCGCGGACUCAGUGCAUGACCCUCGAGGACAACGUCAAGGCAUUCGACCUCACAUAUUUUGGCCUGGACGACAAACGACAGGGCAUCGUACACAUUAUCGGCCCUGAGCAGGGCUUCACGCUGCCCGGCACCACUGUCGUGUGCGGCGACAGCCACACAUCCACCCAUGGCGCCUUUGGCUCCAUCGCGCAGGGCAUCGGCACAAGUGAGGUCGAGCACGUUCUGGCCACGCAGACGCUCAUCACUCGGCGGAGUAAGAACAUGAAGGUGCAGGUUGACGGAGAGCUAGCACCUGGUGUCAGCAGCAAGGAUAUCAUCCUGCACGUAAUAGGAGUCAUCGGAACGGCCGGCGGCACCGGCUGUACCAUCGAGUUCUGCGGAUCCGCCAUCCGAAGUCUUAGCAUGGAGGCGCGUAUGUCGAUAUGUAACAUGUCGAUUGAGGCUGGUGCACGUGCGGGCAUGAUUGCACCGGAUCAGACUACCAUCGACUACCUGAAGGGACGUCCGCUUGCACCCAAGGUCGACAGCCCGGAAUGGAAGAAGGCCGUCAACUACUGGCUCACAUUAAACUCGGACCCCGACGCGAAGUGGGACCACGAGGUAUUCAUUGACUGCAAGGACAUUGCGCCCACCGUCUCAUGGGGCACUUCUCCUCAAGAUGUCGUCCCGAUCACCGGCAAGGUCCCCAGCCCAGAUGAUUUCCAGGAUGAAGUCAAGAAAAACGCCUGUAUACGUGCGCUUGAGUACAUGGGUCUGACGGCUGGAGUUCCUAUGCAAGAGAUCGCUGUGGACAAGGUCUUCAUCGGUUCAUGCACAAACGCCCGUAUCGAGGAUCUGCGCGCGGCGGCACGUGUUGUACAAGGCAAGAAGGUUGCUUCAAAUAUCAAACAUGCUAUGAUUGUUCCCGGAUCUGGUCUCGUCAAGAAGCAAGCCGAAGCUGAGGGUCUCGACAAGAUCUUCAUCGAUGCAGGUUUCGACUGGAGAGAAGCAGGCUGCUCCAUGUGCCUAGGCAUGAACCCCGAUAUUCUCUCCCCUGGUGAGCGCUGUGCCUCAACGUCAAAUCGAAAUUUCGAAGGACGACAGGGUGCAGGAGGCCGCACACAUCUCAUGUCCCCGGUCAUGGCUGCCGCAGCUGCCGUCGUUGGGAACCUCGCUGACGUCCGUAAACUCGCGCCGCCAUCCAUGUCCGCCGCAAAGGGUUCCCCGAAAGUCGAAGUUCAGGGCGACGCACACAUCGAAGAUCCCACCUCAGACGAAGAUCUUGACCAAAUCAUGGACCUGCCCGCCGACUCUGUCUCCCACCCCUCCUCCACCUCCACCAAGGGCGCCUCAGCAGGCAUGCCCAAGUUCGAGACCCUCCGCGGAUACGCCGCACCCAUGGACAUCGCCAAUAUCGACACCGACGCUAUCAUCCCUAAGCAGUUCCUCAAGACCAUCAAGCGGUCCGGUCUCGGCUCCGCGCUCUUUCACGCCUGGCGCUACGAGGCCGGCAGCGACGUCGAAAACAAGAACUUUGUCCUCAACCAGGAGCCGUUUCGCCAAUCCAAGAUCCUCGUCUGCACAGGACCCAACUUCGGAUGCGGUAGUUCGAGGGAACACGCGCCUUGGGCGCUGCUCGACUUCGGCAUCAAGUGCAUCAUUGCCCCAUCAUAUGGCGACAUUUUCUUCAACAACACGUUCAAGAACGGCAUGCUGCCCAUCCGCAUUUCCGACCAGGCCACCCUCGAGAAGAUCGCAGAGGUCGCUAAGUCCGGCAAGGAGCUCGAGGUCGACCUGCCGAACCAUGUAAUCCGCGAUGCGGAUGGCAACGAGUUGUCAAAGUUCGACGUCGAGGAAUUCAGGAAACACUGCCUGAUUAAUGGGCUGGACGACAUUGGUUUGACUAUGGGCAGCGUGGAGCACAUUGAAAGACACGAGACUAAGCGGACGAGGGAGUGGCCGUGGUUGGAUGGCAGCGGCUACCUGGCGAGACACCGCAAGGGGCCAGUGAAGAUUGAGGCCGCUGCUGUGCCGAAGACGAACCGUGGUGAGGUCGUUGGAGAGCCGUUGGAGUGGUAG
Messenger RNA from Didymosphaeria variabile, 2328 nucleotides. RefSeq names its product 3-isopropylmalate dehydratase (gene LEU1). Gene Ontology annotation, biological process: L-leucine biosynthetic process. The transcript has 4 exons. Gene Ontology annotation, cellular component: 3-isopropylmalate dehydratase complex. The record is from RefSeq and is a predicted model, not a curated record. NCBI's taxonomy places the organism in Eukaryota, Fungi, Ascomycota, Dothideomycetes, Pleosporales, Didymosphaeriaceae. Bases 1 to 2328 code for a protein of 775 amino acids. Gene Ontology annotation, molecular function: 3-isopropylmalate dehydratase activity; 4 iron, 4 sulfur cluster binding.